Messenger RNA from Suillus bovinus, 1139 nucleotides. Its product is annotated as kinase-like protein. The record is from RefSeq and is a predicted model, not a curated record. Gene Ontology annotation, molecular function: ATP binding; protein kinase activity. Gene Ontology annotation, biological process: protein phosphorylation. Bases 169 to 972 code for a protein of 267 amino acids. The transcript is spliced from 9 exons. Lineage: Eukaryota; Fungi; Basidiomycota; Agaricomycetes; Boletales; Suillaceae.
UCGGGUCACGUCACUUGGAGUAUCUUCCAUCAGUUCUCCACAGGCAAUUCCCAUCUCUAAUGUAAAUGAUCCAACAAACCAAAUGGAUAGCCUGCCGGAUUUAACUGGCCAACUAAAUCGUACAAGUCCUUAUGCCACUUCUUUCGGAGGUCUGAGUGACAUCUGGCGAUGCACAUGGAACAGGAAUGGUCGCACUAUCGUACUGUAAAGUCAGUCAGGGGUCAAGCACUAGAUGAAGAGGAUGCGAAGAAAAAAAGCAGGAGGUUUCGCCGUGAGCUCAAAGUUUGGUCGAGACUUAGGCACGAUAACAUUGUCCCACUGUACGGCACUGUAUCCGGCUUUGGCCGAUUCAUUGCCCUGGUUUGCCCUUGGUAUGAUAACGGAUCGCUUUCAAGUUAUCUGGAAUCCCAUGGUGAAACCUUGUCCAUAAUCAAUCGUUUUCAACUGCUCAGUGAUGUUUCUGCUGGUCUUCAAUACCUUCACUCGUGCUCUGUUGUUCACGGCGAUCUUACUGGGUCCAAUGUCCUUAUCUCAUCCAAUGGGAGGGCAUGUCUAUCCGACUUUGGUCUCUCCGUUCUAGUUGUGGACUUCGUGGGCACGUCGUAUUUCACGUCUGCCUUGAAUGGCACUGUGCGUUGGAUAGCACCCGAACUUCUCGCAAUUCCCGAAGAAGGUGAAAUCAUGAUCCCGACAUCAAAUAGCGACAUAUAUUCGUUUGGCUGUAUUUUUUUCCAGGUAUUGACGGGCAAACCACCCUACUCCGAGUUCAAGCGAGACGCACAAGUCGUGGUCGCAAUUUCUCUCGGAACAAAACCGUUGCGUCCUGAGUUUCCUGCGAUCAUUGAUCACUAUUGGAAUUUUAUUCUGGAUUGCUGGUCCAUCAAGGACUGUAGACCAUCUUCUCAGCAGGUAGCUGAAUAUAUUAAAGACCAGCUCUACCACUUACAGCAUGAUACACCAUCUCCGGACUAAUUACUUGAGGCUGGCUUACUAUCAUGCCUGUCUGUACGGAUUGGACUUCUUAUUCUCGUGCAACAAAAACCAUUUGAACCAAGUCCUGUAUUCUCGGAAGUUCCUUUACAGCUAUUAUCUGAUGCAACGAGGCCACGCUCUCUCUGAAUGGCUGCUGAAUGCCAUCA